Molecule: messenger RNA, 591 nt
Organism: Aspergillus melleus
Lineage: Eukaryota; Fungi; Ascomycota; Eurotiomycetes; Eurotiales; Aspergillaceae
Exons: 1
Coding region: 1-591 (196 amino acids)
Source: RefSeq, a predicted model, not a curated record
AUGGCGAAAUUCGUCUUUGCCAAUUCGUCACAAAAGGUCCCCGGAGACGGCAUUCUCCCCGCCCAGUUCACCAUCAAAGCAGGCCCGGAGACCGACGCCUGGGCUAAGCCUCCGUCCACGGAGUCGUUCAAUGCGCCUAUCCUAUACCGAAGUAUUCCCUUGGCCUCCUUCAAGCGGGUCCGAGUCGCUUUCAACGCCCUGUGGCAGCAUAAAUACGACCAGGGUGGUCUCAUCCUCGUCCUGAACGGUGCCGACGGGUCUCGCAAAUGGGUCAAGACCGGUAUCGAGUUCACACACGGUCGGCCCCAUCUCAGUACCGUCUCCAAGGACCGCUGGGCGGACUGGAGUCUGCAGGCCGUUCCGUCGGGUGGAGGUGCGGCGACACUGGAGCUGGUCAGAGAAUCGGACAACAGCUUGUGGAUCUACCUGGUCGAGGGCAUUCAGAAGGCUCCCCUCCGCGAAGUGACCUGGGUCUUUCAGGAGCAGAACGUGAAGGAUCUCUGGGUUGGACUUUAUGCAGCAAGACCGGGCAAAGAGGGAGGCGAACUAGAUGUGAACUUUGGCCAUCUGAUUGUGGACACGGCCGAAUAA